AAUCUGGUACCUCAAGGCUAGGGUCACCCAGACUCACCGACUCACUGGGAGACGAUGCCAGGGGGUCUAGAAGUCCUCCGAGCCCUGCCUCUCCUCCUCCUCCUCUUCUCCGAAGCCUGCCUGGGUACUGGAUACCAGGCCCUGCAGGUAGAAAGUGGUCCACCAUCCCUGACGGUGAACUUUGGCGAGGAGGCCCGCCUCAUCUGUGAAAACAAUGGCAAGAACCCUAAUAUCACAUGGUGGUUCAGCCUUCAGUCCAACAACACAUGGCCCCCAGUGUCACUGGGUCCUGGCCUGGGUCGCACAGGAGAGUUGAUCUUCUCUGAAGUAAACAAGAGCCACAGGGGCUUGUACUGGUGCCAAGUGACAGAAAACGACAUAUCGAAACGUUCCUGCGGUACUUACCUCCGAGUGCGCAAGCCAGUCCCUAGGCCCUUCCUGGACAUGGGGGAAGGCACCAAGAACCGCAUCAUCACGGCAGAAGGGAUCAUCUUGCUGUUCUGUGCAGUGGUGCCAGGGACACUGCUGCUAUUCAGGAAGCGGUGGCAAAAUGAAAAGUUUGGAGUGGACAUGCCAGAUGACUACGAAGACGAAAAUCUGUAUGAGGGCCUGAACCUUGAUGACUGCUCUAUGUAUGAGGACAUCUCCAGGGGACUCCAGGGCACCUACCAGGACGUGGGCAGCCUCCACAUUGGAGAUGUCCAGCUGGAGAAGCCAUGACUGACACCCCCCACCCUUCCCCUCCCAGUCCUGCUGUGCUGUCCCCUACCUGCCAUAUGCCCAACUCAGCAUCCCUGCUCUCUGAUCUUUCCCUAGGGUCCCCCCUUCCCAGUGCUUGUCCCUCUGAAGUGUCCCAUCCUUGCCUCCAGGCUACCCCGCCCUAUUCUCCCACCUAAUCUUGUCCUUCCCCACGUAGGGUUCCCUCGCUAGUGGGUAAUGAGCCCUUAAUCGCUGCCUCUAGGGGAGCUGAUUACAGCAGCCUCGUUAGUGUCACCCCCCUCCUCCCAGAUCUGUCAUGGCCACUUAAGUGAUAAUAAAUCCUUCCCAAAGCA
This is a messenger RNA of Grammomys surdaster, 1052 nucleotides long. RefSeq names its product CD79a molecule (gene Cd79a). NCBI's taxonomy places the organism in Eukaryota, Metazoa, Chordata, Mammalia, Rodentia, Muridae. Bases 55 to 720 code for a protein of 221 amino acids. Gene Ontology annotation, molecular function: transmembrane signaling receptor activity. The record is from RefSeq and is a predicted model, not a curated record. Gene Ontology annotation, cellular component: external side of plasma membrane; B cell receptor complex; membrane. The transcript is spliced from 5 exons. Gene Ontology annotation, biological process: B cell receptor signaling pathway; B cell differentiation.